GAGCAGAGGAGAAGCAAACUGUGAAGGCCCGGCUCCUAUCUUCACAGAUGCUUCUAGUGGAUGCCCUCUAUCACCUGGGCCCUCUGCUAGACAGUGUUAUAUCUGUAGGGCUGUUCUCUAGAGAAAACUGUUAUGAAAUUGAAGCUGAGCGAACGCCGCCCAACAAAGUCCGAAAACUUCUAGAAAUUGUUGACGCACAGAUGGAUGAAAGUGGUGCCUCUAGUUUCAUGGAGUGUCUGAAGAAAUGCAAGAAACAUUACCCGCGUCUACAAACCUGGUUGACCUCAGAAGAAGAUCACUCCCAACCACCAGGCAUUAAGCAAGGUCCAACAGAACGUCAGCUACAGGCCCAGUUUAAUGUUCUGUGCUCACGCUUGGGCUGUUCUGUUCUGCCGGUCUCCUACGAUCUCUUCUCCAGCGGCAUUCUGACUCAGUUGGAACUGGAGAAAAUCCAAGCAAUACCCAUCCCAACCCAGCAAGCACAAACUCUGCUGUCCAUCUGCCUGAAGAAAGGAGAAAAAGUGUGCAUGAGCUUUUACACAGCGCUACAGAAUGAAGACGAGCAACUAGCUGAGGAACUUAAUGUAAACAGUUUGGUGGAAGACCUUGAUAAAGAACCAGAAGGCAGCAUUGUGCCGAUAGCAGUGGAGGAAACUAGAGAUCACUUGAGAGCAGCUUUACCUCUGUCAGGAGGCCUGCAGCAGGUCAUGACUCAGCUGGGCUUGACUGUGGGGGAUGAGAUUAGGUUUAAUGUCUGUGAGGUUGGUGUGGCGGUGGGUUUGCCACGUCGGACGGUCAGAGAGUACCUUCUGGAAGGGGUCGGCAUUGAAGACGCCGCCCAGCUGGAAGCCCUAGUGUCCCUGUAUAUAGAGAAGGCACAGGACGCCGACAGACUACUGAGCAGAGUGGCAGAACUCAGCCCUCGGUGUAAGGUUCUGGAGGAGCCGGAGGCGAAGCCUAGCGGAGGCAUACUAGGUAUGAUCGAGCAGCUGAGUGCCAGUGGCAGAGUGGAGGCCGCACUGCUGCAGGAAGUUGAGCAGUGCUGGAGCGACGGGGAUGCUGAGAGUUUGCUGCAGAGCGUGAGAGUCCUUGCUCAGGUGCUACGAGACCUGCAUCCCCUCCAGGAAGGCCUCCAGCUGUCCUCUUCAGUUGAGGGUUUGUUUUCUUGCAGGCCCAGCAGGCUACACCGGGUCACUUCCUUCCAGGGUGUCUCUGCGCGGGUCAUCCGUAAAGCUCUGAGCAGCAUGGUUCCAUCCUCUGCGGACCAGGACGCAACUCUUCUUGCUAGACAGUACUUGGAGGUGUGCGUUCGUAUCGCACGUCUCCUCGAUGUAGUGCAGCCCAAACGAACCACCGUUGACUUUUCAAAUGCGCCCAUUGCUACGGUCAUUCAGCAUGUGCGGUUUGUCUUGUCAAAUCCUUCUUUUAACUCUGAUGUUUUUGACGCGGGAGUUCACCAUCGCUUGCUUUCAGUGUUGGAGUUCAAUCCUGCGCAGCUGGGCUUGGGCUCUCUCAUGCAGCUCCACCAGGAGACCCUCUCCGAAUUACAGGGCUACUUACAACUCGGCGAGCACCACAACUUCCAAUUUAUUCUCGAAUCGGUACGAAUUCUCGGUCCCGCAAAGCUGUUUUCCGUCAGCAGGGUUCACGGGCCUGUCGCCAUCGACAAUGGGGUGGAGGAGGUCCUUUGUUUUAUCAUGUCAGAACCCACUUCAUUCCUGGUACGACUGUACUGCCUUUGCUACGAAGAAGGAAGGGGGCUCUUCAAGGUGUGCGCACCACGCUGCGCAUGUAUGUAUCUGCUCAAAGCAGAAGGGCUGCGUGACAUGCAGUGGUGCGGUUGCAACGUUCUGGCUGAGGUAGGAGGGAAAGUGUGGGUCAGAGAGGGAGAAAGUAACGGCUGGGAUGAGCUACAGGCGCUGGCUCAGAGACACUCUGCUCAGCUUAAGGAUGAAGGAUGCUGCUUUAAGGUCGAGACCUCUGGGUUGGAGUGUGAGGUCAAAUUUAUAUACAGGAGUGGAAGGCUAUGGGCUGUGCCACAUAGGGACUGUGAGGUAGUUUAAAAAUACGGGUAGCUGACAUGACGUUGCAGUGACAAACAGUGUCACAUGUUGUACUUCAUUUGAAAGGUUUUUUCAGAUUUUGUACAUUUAUAGAUUAAUGUUAUGAAUAGAAAUGGAUU
Molecule: messenger RNA, 2182 nt
Organism: Sinocyclocheilus grahami
Lineage: Eukaryota; Metazoa; Chordata; Actinopteri; Cypriniformes; Cyprinidae
Exons: 6
Biological process (GO): regulation of apoptotic process
Molecular function (GO): death domain binding; protease binding
Source: RefSeq, a predicted model, not a curated record